AGACCCGGACCACCAGGACCACCUGGAGAAGCAGGAACUCAGUAUACACCUGGAGCCGCAGGCAAGCCUGGUCCCCAAGGUCCACGCGGACCUCCAGGAGAGCCAGGUAAGCCUGGAUCUCCCGGAAAGGAUGGAGCCGUAGGACCACCAGGACGUCCAGGCGCCCCAGGGAAGGACGGACGCCCCGGAAAAAAUGGACAGCCUGGACCGGUAACUACUCUAAAAGGGGAGACUGGACAGCCAGGUCCAGAUGGAGAAUACUGUCCUUGCCCGCCAAGAGCAAAGCGCCGUUCACGAACAGCUUCGCUUUUGUCAGAAGAAGAAAAAAAUAAAACUAAAACUUAA
Molecule: messenger RNA, 345 nt
Organism: Cylicostephanus goldi
Lineage: Eukaryota; Metazoa; Nematoda; Chromadorea; Rhabditida; Strongylidae
Source: the annotation of a GenBank genome assembly